Messenger RNA from Leptidea sinapis, 4489 nucleotides. RefSeq names its product kinesin-like protein KIF2A (gene Klp10A). The record is from RefSeq and is a predicted model, not a curated record. The transcript has 19 exons. The coding region runs from base 349 to 2760 and encodes 803 amino acids. NCBI's taxonomy places the organism in Eukaryota, Metazoa, Arthropoda, Insecta, Lepidoptera, Pieridae. Gene Ontology annotation, biological process: microtubule-based movement. Gene Ontology annotation, molecular function: ATP binding; microtubule binding; microtubule motor activity.
AGCCAGAACGACGCAUGGUUUACAUUUUUCUAAUUUAAUGUAUAUUAUUAUUGUUACUUUGGAACAAAUUAUUAAUUUCAUUCAGUUUUAUUUAUGAGUUAAAGUAUAUAUUUGUCCUUUAUAAUAUAUUAAAUAAAUAGAAAGUUGUUUUUUGACUCUUGUCGUGAUACAAAUUUGAAACGUUCCAGUCUGAAGUGUGUAGUUUAGCAUAACUGUCAAUUUGGGUGUAGAAAUUUAUUUGUAAUUUUCACCGGUUUUUAAUGUACGUUUAUUGUGUUAGAAAAUAAAUAGACAUAUUUCAAUAUAAAAUAAUGUUAAUUUGUGUAUGGUGCGUAUAAUAUUGGAAAAAUGGAUGACGGUACUAUUAAAAUUCAAUCUGGGAUUAACAUCAACAUCAAAAGAACAGAUGGCCGCAUUCAUUCGGCGAUCGUCUCCGGAGUCAAUCUGGAGACAAGAUCUGUCACUGUGGAAUGGUAUGAACGCGGUGAAACCAAGGGUAAGGAGGUGGAGAUGGACGCCAUCCUCGCCCUCAACCCGGAGCUGAUGGGCACGCGGAACAACUCUUCACACCUGCAGCCAAUGCCGAACAAAUUAGCAAGAGAUCCGUCCGGGUCGGGCUCGUCGUCGGACGAGGGCGGAUUCGCACGCGACGCGGAGGAGGGCGCCGGAGACUCCGGGCACACGCUGCCCGUUCGCGGCUCACGAUCGGAUAUGACGAGACAAUCCAUCCCCGUGGCGACUAAAGGCGUGACUCGCGUAACACGAAACAACCAGAUGCGCCUGUCGAACGUGAGCGGCGCGUACACCAACGGCCACGGCGGCGACACGACUGGCCGACGCGGAGCAGAGAACGUGCCGCCGCCGCAGCCGCAGCCGGCGCCGCAACCGCAGCCGCAGGUCAACACCAGGGUUACGCAACAAGCGCCGGUGUCAGGCGGACGCUCCCGCGCGGGCAGCACGCCAAGCUCCAUGUCCGUAGCACCGAGCCCCUUCAUGAGCACCAACAGGCGGAUGCAAAAUAUUAAAGAGUUCAACGCGGGCGUUUCGUCGGCGCGGCCGGCCGCCGUAUCGAGUACGGUGUCGGUGCCGCAUGCGGUGGCGUCCGGUGCGGUGCGGCGCUCCAACGUGGUCAAGGAGGUGGAGCGGCUGAAGGAGAACCGGGAGAAGCGGCGGCAGCGGCAGGCUGAGCUGAAGGAGGAGAAGGAGGCGUUGAUGAACAUGGACCCUGGCAACCCGAACUGGGAGUUCUUAGCAAUGAUUCGCGAUUACCAGAACACUCUAGAGUUCAGGCCGCUAACCGGCAGCGAGGCUGUCGAGGACCACCAGAUCACGGUCUGCGUCCGGAAGAGGCCGCUCAACAAGAAGGAGCUCGCCAAGAAAGAGGUUGAUGUAAUCAGUGUGCCAACCAGAGAUCAGAUGAUAGUGCAUGAGCCUAAGAAUAAGGUGGACCUCACAAAGUACCUCGAGAACCAGAAGUUUCGCUUCGACUACGCAUUCGAUGACACCUGCACUAACGAAGUUGUAUAUAAGUACACGGCUAAGCCGCUGGUGCAGACGAUAUUCGACGGAGGCAUGGCGACGUGCUUCGCGUACGGACAGACCGGCUCCGGCAAGACGCACACCAUGGGAGGGGAUUUCCAGGGCAAAUCGCAGGACUGUAAAAAGGGUAUCUACGCGAUGGCGGCCCGGGACGUGUUUGCAUACCUCCGCUCGCCGCGCUACAAACCUCUCAACCUCAUCGUGUCCGCCUCCUUCUUCGAGAUCUACUCCGGCAAGGUGUUUGACUUGUUGGCGGAUAAAGCGAAGCUCCGCGUAUUGGAAGACGGCAAACAGCAGGUGCAGAUUGUGGGGCUCACGGAGAAGGUGGUGGAGAACGUGGAUGAGGUGCUCAAGCUGAUCCAGCAUGGCAACUCCGCGAGAACUUCCGGACAGACGUCGGCCAACUCCAACUCGUCGCGGUCGCACGCCGUGUUCCAGAUCGUGGUCCGCUCGCCCGGCAUGCACCGCGUGCACGGCAAGUUCUCGCUCAUCGACCUGGCCGGCAACGAGCGCGGCGCCGACACCUCCUCCGCCAACCGUCAGACGCGCAUGGAGAGCGCGGAGAUCAACAAGUCGCUGUUAGCGCUGAAGGAGUGCAUCCGCGCGCUGGGUAUGAAGGGCCAGAACCACCUGCCGUUCAGAGUGUCCAAGCUGACUCAGGUGCUGAGGGACAGCUUCAUCGGGGACAAGUCGCGCACCUGCAUGAUCGCCAUGAUAUCGCCGGCCAUGUCCUCCUGCGAGCACUCGCUCAACACGCUGCGAUACGCUGACAGAGUGAAGGAGCUCGGGGCGGACGGACCACGGCGGCCGGAGUCCCCCAUGCCCGACGUGGAGAUGGAACCGGCGCAGCUCGACCUGGCGCAUCUACGAUCGCUCAACAACGGCUACUAUACUUAUGAAGAGGAGGGUGACAUGUCAGCCGAGAUGUUCAACUUCCACGAAGCUAUCGACGAGCUGCAAAAAUCUGAAGACAAAGUGUUAGAUGCCCACAAGGCGAUCGCGGACUACCUGGUGCUGGCUCAUCAGCGGUGCGUGCAGCUGCUGACUAUGACUAGGGAUGUGGACUACGACCAGGACGCGUACGCGACACAAUGGGAGGAGCUACUGAACGAGCAACUGGCGGUGUUGGCACAGUCUCGCGACCUGGUGGCUGACUUCCGCGCGAAGCUGCAGCAGGAGGAGCAUAUCUCUCGCCGCAUCCAGCCAUCGCAUCACCACUAGCCGAAGUCACCGACCCACCAUCGGUGCGAGUGGAUGGUAUUAAGUAAACACGAAACCGGUGAAAUAAAUUUCUAUACACAUUUUAUUAACACGAUACUACUCAUGUUGUGUCGAAACAUUAAAAAUGUAAAAUCAUCGCCAUUUAAUAAAAAAUAGCAAAACAUUGUAAAAGACUAAUUAAGUUAAAGUCAUUACUUUAUAAUUUUUUCAUUUUUUUUUAUUUAUCACUUAAUUGUUUGUGAUUGAGAUGUAGACUUAAUUAUUCAAAGUUGGACUUUCAUUGUAGUACAUCGGAUAUGGUUUUAAUUAUUUCGGUUGUAUAGAAUCGCGAGGUAUGCUGUAUGUGCCUUAAAACUUCAAUUGGUUUAUAGAGUUCUUUGAAAAUAUUUUAAUCAUGGAACUGUGACGAAAUAAAUAUCAAUUUUAAUUUAAUCUUACAUCUUUCUUCCUUUUCUAAUUACAUUAUUAUUUUAUUCACACCUGUCGGUCUGUCUGCUUUUGUUUUUCAUUAUUCACGUAAUUUCCUUUGUCACUUGUUCGUUUCACAUGCCUGAUGCAAGUUUUAAUUUAAUUAUGAUAAACUCGUAGAAAUCAUUUGGCAGGUCCAAAGUUGGUCCCCUGGCAUGCACCAAUAAAUACCUAUACAGGACUGCGCCUUGGCACUGACAACUAAAAUUCUUAGGUUUACAAAUAUUUGACUGACAAUUUCGAGACAUUGACAUAUUAUGUAAUAGGGAAUAAGCAUCGAUAACACGAACAAAUGACCUGUGUAAAUACCACUGGACAGGCUGUUCCAUGUGUUUGACAGCAAAUUUUUUGUGCCUAUUUGAAGCGCCACUCGCGAGCUUCCAGAUAACUAAUUUUGAAGUAUAAUACAAAUGGCUGCAAAGGAACGUACAAUACUCUAAAGUAUUUUUGAAUUUUGAAUUAAUCUCGUUUGAUUUCCGUGUUAUUUAUACUUCAAAAAUCAACGUAAUAAAGUUUACAUUUAUUUUUGUAAAUAGUUUCCCACCAUCUAUCGAUGUCUGCUGAGGUCAUGAGAGAUCACUAGUUUUAGUACCGCAGACUCUCGCUACAUGGCCAACAGCGAACAGACACAAAAUCACUUUGACAGCCGCCAGUCCAGUGGUAUAUAGUAGAGGUCAGUGCCAACGAACUAUUAGCUAUCCGUUCUGUAGUGAGAGUCCAGCUUGAUGCCUGGCGGUUGCUCGGCGCUUCGAUUGCAUUUCUUUUGUUUGUUUAAAUUUAUUGUAAUCUGUGAAUGCGAUUAAUAAAAAAUUAUUACGUUACAUUGUCUUGGUGCUUUCCAACCAUUCUCCGGUAUAGUUCGGCCUAGCGCGGACUGAGGGCUUACUUAUAACUCUAGUAUUGUCUUAAUUUAUGUAAAACGCUAUAUUUGUACUAAGCUAGUUGAUACAUUAAUGUGAUUGUGCCUGUCGGAAGGGAACUGAACGCCGCUUAUGAAGUUAGUUGUAUGUAUGUAUGUAUUAGCUGUUGAUAACGAACAAUGUGGCUCUGUAUCAGAGGCCGUAACGUUGGUUGUACUCAAAUCUCUAAUAUUGUUCCGUCGGACCGCCGACACCGACUAACCUUCUUUGCUUUAAUGAAUUUGUUUUUGUAUAGAAGUGAAAUCGUUGAAAGAUGAAUGGUGCGCGUCCGUGUUUGAGAUGCUUUAUUAUUAUAAAUAUAUUUUAACUUCGCACAUUAUAAUAAAUUAAUCGAAAUUGUA